UCUUUAAUUAUUAUUUUUCGUGAGCACGGGAGAGUGAAAGUCAGAACUUCUGAGGAAGAGAAAGCCAGGAAAGAGAAAGAGAGAAAUGAAAAAUUGAAGAUUUUCAAACAUGCCAUGCAAAAAAUUCAAAUCAAGAGAAAAGAAUGCACUCUUGAUAAAGAAUUACUGGAACUGACAGGAAAUGUGUUAUCUUCUAAUCCUGACAUUUACACUUUAUGGAAUAUAAGGAGAGACAUUUUACAAUUAUUUAAAAAAAGCAAUGAUAAUAUUGAAGAAAUGUCACAGGUGUACAAUGCAGAAUUGCAUCUAACUGAAUAUUGCCUAAAAAUAAACCCGAAGUCAUAUUGUGCCUGGCACCAAAGAGAGUGGGUGCUUCUGACUCGUGAUGAUCCUGACUGGCAAAAAGAAUUGGAACUAUGCAAUACCUACCUGAAGUUAGAUGAAAGGAAUUUUCACACAUGGGAUUACAGAAGAUUUGUUGUGAGUCAGUGCAAACCAUCUCUAAAAGAUGAAUUUGAUUACACUACAGAGAAAUUAAUGGAUAAUUUUUCAAAUUAUUCAGCAUGGCACUACAGAAGUAAAAUGCUUGUCGAAUUAUAUCCUGAUCGGAAAGGUGGAAGGCCAAUUGAAGAUAGUCAUCACAAACAUGAACUAAAAAUGGUUCAAAAUGCUGCAUUCACUGAUCCUGAUGACACAAGUGCUUGGUUUUAUCAAAGAUGGUUGUUAGGUGCAGUUAAAACCACAAUCGAUCUAGUAAAUUACACAGUUACACCAACAAAAAAUACAUUUGCAUUCAGCAAACACGUAGACAAGAAUUAUGUUAGUGCAAAAACUAAAUUAUUAAUCAAUAAUUGUGUUGUAAAUGGCGAAUGGGUUUCGUGUACAGGAAAUUGUUAUGAUGUCUUGUGGAUUUUUCAGCACUCAACACCAAUAACGAAAAAAAUAAAUAUUAAGGUUGAAUAUGAAAUAGAUAAUGGACAAAAACAAAUAAUACAAGGCGUUGAGUGUAAAGAAAUGUUUUAUAUUGGUAAAAAUCAAAUUAAAUUUGAGCGAAAUUAUUCGGAGGCUGUUAUAGAAGAGUUAAAGGACCAACUAGAGUCUUGUAGACAACUGUUGAAUUUGGAACCUGACAGCAAAUGGACAAUGCUAACAACCACAAUUUUCCUACAUUGUAUAGAUGCCAAAGCAUACCACACAGAGGCAAUACAAAAUUUACAAAAACUAAAAGUCAUUGAUAAAUUACGAGCUGGCUACUAUGAUGAUCUCAUAGCAAAAUGGUGCAUUGAAAAACAAUUGUGUUCAGACUACGAAAACGCAGAUCUUGCAUUAAAGUUUUCAUUCCCUAGUCCUGUAUCAAGCCUACCUUAUCUACAAUACUACAGUUACUGUGAUAGCGUAGAUUUAUCCAAUCAACAACUGACUUCUAAUAUAUUUCCUUCUUUAAUAGUUCUGCAACAUUGCAAGAAAUUAUCAUUGGAGAACAAUAACUUGACAACAAUGAAGAAUUUUCCAGAUUUGGAUCUGGUAGAAUUGAAUUUGCUGGGUAAUGAAAAGUUGGAUAGAAACGAAAUUGAAUUAUUUACAAAAAAGUAUAAUUUCAAUAUUAUAUACUAAAGAAUAAACGAUGUAUUAGUUACAAAGAAAUAUAUAUAUAUUUUGCA
Molecule: messenger RNA, 1661 nt
Organism: Bombyx mori (domestic silkworm)
Lineage: Eukaryota; Metazoa; Arthropoda; Insecta; Lepidoptera; Bombycidae
Gene: RabGGTa
Product: geranylgeranyl transferase type-2 subunit alpha
Exons: 10
Biological process (GO): protein geranylgeranylation
Cellular component (GO): Rab-protein geranylgeranyltransferase complex; cytoplasm
Molecular function (GO): Rab geranylgeranyltransferase activity
Source: RefSeq, a predicted model, not a curated record